Capra hircus (goat) is the source of this 2035-nucleotide messenger RNA. It is a transcript of the gene DBX1, whose product is annotated as developing brain homeobox 1. The record is from RefSeq and is a predicted model, not a curated record. Lineage: Eukaryota; Metazoa; Chordata; Mammalia; Artiodactyla; Bovidae. Gene Ontology annotation, biological process: regulation of transcription by RNA polymerase II; cell differentiation in spinal cord. The coding region runs from base 40 to 1077 and encodes 345 amino acids. Gene Ontology annotation, molecular function: DNA binding; DNA-binding transcription factor activity, RNA polymerase II-specific. The transcript is spliced from 4 exons.
GCCAUUGGAAGAAGUUUUUCGGCCCGCCCUGCGCCUAAAAUGAUGUUCCCUGGCCUCCUCGCGCCCCCCGCCGGGUACCCCAGCCUCUUGCGCCCCACACCCACCUUAACGCUGCCCCAGUCCUUGCAGUCGGCAUUUUCCGGUCACUCGAGCUUCCUGGUGGAGGAUCUGAUCCGCAUCAGCCGACCCCCCGCCUACUUGCCCCGAGGCAGCGUGCCCACCCCCAGCAUGUCGCCCCCUAGGCCGGGGGCCCCUGCGGCUCUCACAGACACCGGGGCCUCGGACCUGGGCUCCCCGAGCCCGGGCAGCCGGCGGGGCGGCUCACCGCAGACCGCCGUCUCCCCUGCCAGCGAGCCCACGUUUCUGAAGUUUGGAGUGAACGCCAUCCUUUCCUCGGCGCCCAGAACCGAAACAUCUCCCACCUUGCUCCAGAGUGUCCCUCCCAAGACCUUUGCCUUUCCCUACUUUGAAGGCUCUUUCCAGCCUUUCAUCAGAUCUUCUUAUUUCCCAGCGUCCUCCAGCGUCGUGCCCAUCCCGGGGACCUUCUCCUGGCCACUGGCCGCCCGCGGCAAGCCUCGCAGGGGCAUGCUGCGUCGAGCCGUGUUCUCCGACGUGCAGCGCAAGGCUCUGGAGAAGAUGUUCCAGAAGCAGAAGUACAUCAGCAAGCCGGACCGCAAGAAGCUGGCGGCCAAGUUGGGCUUGAAAGACUCACAGGUGAAAAUCUGGUUUCAGAACCGACGCAUGAAGUGGCGGAAUUCCAAGGAACGCGAGCUCCUGUCUAGCGGGGGCUGCCGCGAGCAGACCCUUCCCACCAAACUCAACCCGCACCCGGACCUCAGCGACGUGGGCCAGAAGGGUCCUGGGGACUAUGACGACGAGGAGGACGAGGGCCCGGGCAGCCCCCGCCCCCGCCUGGUCUAUCACGCGGCCCCCGCCGACCCUCGGCACCUGCGGGACCCGCGGCUGGAAGCGCCGCUGCCCCCCUCGCCCGCGCGCUCGGGCAGCCCCGACAAAGCUUCGGACUUCUCCGACUCCGAGGACGACGAGGAGGGCGAGGAGGAGAUCACGGUGUCUUAGAAGCCCCCGCGCCCCCCGGGGUACUGAUUACUAGUGCUUUGAAACUGAAGAGGUGGGAUUCGGUGCGUGUUCACUCGGCCCGCUGCCGCUCCCUGCUGCAGACGUCACCUUGUCCGAGGGCACCCUGGCCCCUUCCGUUGCCCCAAACGACAGUUCUUUCCCCUACACCCCUACAGCCCUCUCCGCACAAGUUAAAUUUAGGUCUUGGUCCCAGCCUUAACUCUUCCACGAGGAAGAGUCUUUGGGUCUAUCGUGUUUUAUUGCAAACUAUUUUAAACACAAGUAGGGGUGUUCACUCCUACAGCCUGGGUUAAGCUGUGUGCCAGGUGCUACUGGCUUCAGCAGCAACAACCUUGUAAGAAAGCCUGCACGAAGCAGGAAACCGAGACACGCUAUCUCACAAUAUCAAGUCUAUAACUUCAAGACCCCUGACUUCCCAGACCCCUCUACAGACCCCUCUACAUCCCCAUCUUAGGGAGCAACCGCAUCCUAGCCAACUCCAAACUCUGGUGACGCAGUCUUCUAUAGCAAUGCCCUUAGAAAGCUCAAGAAAAAAAAAAAAAAAAAAACCCACAAACCUGUGCCUUCUGGUCUAAGGUACUGCAUAAACACUGGCUCUUUUCUAUGUGCCCUAUUCCCAGUGUUCUCUGGGCAAAGAAGUGAGACAUCUACACGGGAGGAAGAGUCAAGCUGUAUUUCUGUCUGUGUGUCUUAAAAGUAUUUUCUUUACUAUUUCAGAAUCUAUGGUAUAUGCACCAAGCAUUCUCCCUUAUGCCCUUUUAUUAUGACUGGGGAUGUUUCACUGAGCAUUGGGCAUGAGGUGAACAGAUAGAGACCCACAAGCCUCUUUGAUUUUUUUUUUCAUGGAACUUUGCUGUCUUUGCACAGCUUUUUAUGAACUGUACACUCUUGUACACGUGUAUGGAUAUUUUAUACCAAGGUUAUUAUGAAUGAUAUA